This is a messenger RNA of Lactuca virosa, 318 nucleotides long. Lineage: Eukaryota; Viridiplantae; Streptophyta; Magnoliopsida; Asterales; Asteraceae. The record is from the annotation of a GenBank genome assembly.
AUGCAAGAAAUCGCCUCCAAAUUGCUCACAAGACUGAAGAAAUGUGAUUACUUUGAAUGGAAAGAUGUCGCACAGGGAGAAGGUUACUACAAAAACCUCAUCUAUUCCAUGAAGCAGCAGUUGGAUUCCAAAGAGGAUCUUGGUGUCAUAAAAAACUUGAGGACUAGGAAUGCUAAGUUGGAGUUUCUCCUGAGUAAGGAGAAGAGUCUAGUGGCAGGCAUGGAGAAGGGGAUGUGUGAUUCCAAGAAGAGCAUACGUAUGUACAAGCUGUUGGUAGUUGUUCUAGUUCUUGGUGGACCAUUUGCAGUUAAUACAUAG